Messenger RNA from Oldenlandia corymbosa var. corymbosa, 1328 nucleotides. The record is from the annotation of a GenBank genome assembly. NCBI's taxonomy places the organism in Eukaryota, Viridiplantae, Streptophyta, Magnoliopsida, Gentianales, Rubiaceae.
CUUUUGGAUAUUAAACCUAAAACAGAAGGCGUGCUGAUUUUACAAAACUCGGAUUAAAAAACAUCACGACUUUAGAAAAACAUAUUUGUAAAACAAAACAGAAGUCGUUCACUUUUGAUUUUCCAAAAGACUAAACUCUAAACAGAACGACUGUAGUUAUUUAAAGGAAAACGCAGAGUAAUUGGUACCAACGGAAUCAUCUUCUUCCUCGAUGAUAUUCACCAUCUCUGACCGGCUGAAAUUCGGGUCAGAAUUACCCAAAAUAUCCUAAAAUGACAAGCAUAGUUGCUAAGUGCCGAACCUUUGCAAUACCUCUUCGAGAUCAAUUGCAGCGGACGACCCUUCCCCGGCUCUUGCACAAUGGUCCUGAUACAGUGGAGGAGCUUUUAGAGAGACAUGUGGUGAAGAAAGAGAAAAGCUUGGAUGAUGACGAGAAUGAGCUCAUUACACGUCAACGGCUAACUAGCACGCGUCGUGAGGCAUUGAGCCUCUACAGGGAUAUCAUCCGAGCCACCCGGUUUUUCUUGUGGGCAGAUUCUCGGGGAGUGUUGUGGCGUGACAUUCUUCGGGAGAAUGCUCGCAAAGAGUUUGAGGAAGCCCGAUUGGAAAAGGAUCCAGAAAUUAUAACCCGCUUGUUAAUUGGUGGGCGUGAUGCAGUGCAAGCAGCGCUGGACAAGCUAGUGGAGAAACAAAAGCAGCAGCUUGAGCAAGAACAACGUGAUUCAACUCGUCGAUGAUUCUUUACUGUGAGGUAGUGUUUGUGUUUCGAUGUGCUGAACUGUGUUAUACUUGUCGUCCUGCUUAUUAUUGGUUAAGUUGGUAGUUUGUAUACCUAAUACUCGAGGUUGCAAAUGUUUGUUUGGGGAGAAAAGUUGUCGAUAAGUAUUACUUGAUGCCCUUGCAAAGUGGCAAUUUUUGGUUAUUGCUAAGUUAGGGCUUACAGGAUGUGUGGUCAACUGCAGAAGGGUUGGUCAUUUGCUGUUCAUCUGGUUUGAGAAAAAAAAAUGGAGGAUAGCAUUAGCAUAAUAGAUCCAUACAGAUACUUGUUUGUAUUUUGCAUUUUCCUUUUCAGGAAAGUGUGGUUUAUGUGAGUUCUGAAAGUGUAUUGAUGACUUUAAGCUUCUGUUAUGCUUUCGUAGACACUAGCUUAGCAUGACUCUUCGAUGAGCCAUUGAUUAGGAUUUUUAAACAGCCAAAAUUCUAAAUGGAUCAUCUGUCUCCUUUUCUUUGUGUUUCACUUCUACAUUGCGAUGAAAAUUCUGUCAUUUUUAUUUGCAAAUAAUGAAUCAACGAUGUCAUGCGUACAAAGUAUGUUCGCAGAGGCAGAG